Molecule: messenger RNA, 5591 nt
Organism: Chlamydomonas reinhardtii
Lineage: Eukaryota; Viridiplantae; Chlorophyta; Chlorophyceae; Chlamydomonadales; Chlamydomonadaceae
Exons: 26
Coding region: 186-3386 (1066 amino acids)
Biological process (GO): carbohydrate metabolic process
Molecular function (GO): starch binding; 4-alpha-glucanotransferase activity
Source: RefSeq, a predicted model, not a curated record
UUAUAGAAUCAGGGUAACAUCUUACAUUACCGCUCGCUGCACCAUCAAGCGUGCGCAGCGGCUGUGUAGUCUCGGAGCCUCUCCUGGCGCACGCGACGCCGCAGAAUGUCUGAAUAACCAAGUAGCUGGCUUACUUUGCAUUGUAACACACAGACCAUCCUACCGAGCGUUAACGCAAAGCGAAAAUGAGCCAGCAUCCGGGCAUCUCAGUAACUUUGCACUUCUCGGUGGCAUACCCAACGCAAUGGGGGCAAUGUAUCCUACUUGCUGGCUCGGGAGCGCUGCUGGGCGGUCUGGAGUGGUCAAAAGCGCGGCAGCUUUCGUGCACAAACGACAAGGACCUCAUCGUUUGGGAAGCGACGAUAGUGCUGCCAUGGAAGCCUUCCUACACCUACAAAUACGCUCUGGCACGCGCAAAAGAGGAUGACACGAGCGGCCCUAGCGUGCACGGGAACUGGAUUAUUGAAAAGGAGGACGCAGCUGGGGAGCGGACGGUCUGGCUGCCUGAGGGCCUGCAGGGCGGUGAGCUGGUGGAGGUGGUGGACUCGUGGGUGGACAAGUCGCACCCCGCGGCCCUGAUGGCCAGUGCGGCAUUCACCAAGGUCCUGUUCUCCCACAAGUCGCUGGUGCGCACGGGCGGACUGCCGCUGGACGCCCGCUGCAGCCCCGCACCCGGGGAGACGGUGGUGCGGCUGCAGGUUGCUGACUUCCAGCUGGAGGACGGCGAGGCUGUGCUUGUGACGGGCGGCAUCCCGCAGCUGGGCAACUGGCAGCCGGACCAGAUGUGCCAGCUCACGGAGACGCACACGCCCUUCUGGGAGGCGGAGCUGCGAGUGCCCUACUCCUGCUUCCCCUUCACCUACAAGUACGCCAUACAGACCGCGGAGGGGCUGGUGCUGGAGGUGGGCGAGCCGCGCCUGGCCUGCCUGCCCGCCUCCGCCAGUGUGGGCGCGCCCACGGUCAUGGUGCGACACGACGGCUACUUCAGGCGCGACCGGCACUGGCGCGGCGCGGGUGUGGCUGUGCCUGUGUUCAGCCUGCGCAGCCAGCACUCGGUGGGCGUGGGCGAGUUCCUGGACCUCAUGCCGCUGGUGGACCUGGCGGACAGGUCUGGCAUGCGGCUGAUCCAGGUGCUGCCGGUCAACGACACGUGUGUGUACGGCACGUGGUACGACUCCUACCCCUACUCCACCCUGUCCGUACACGCGCUGCACCCCCAGUACCUGGCCCUGCGCGACCUGCUUGCGGAGGAGGGGCAGGAGCUGCCGCACGACCUGGCGGCGGAGCUGCACAAGGCUCGGCGCGAGCUGGACAAGCCGGCGGUGGACUACGAGGCCACCAUGGCCUUCAAGAGCGCCUUCGUCAAGAAGGUGUACGACCGCUACGGCCAGGGCACGCUGACCAGCCCGGCCUUCGCGGCCUGGUUCGGCGAGAACGCGCACUGGCUGCGGCCCUACGCCGCGUUCUGCUUCCUCAGGGACAUCUUCCAGACGGCUGAGCACUGGCGCUGGGGCGCGCUGUCCUCGGGCAGUGACGAGGUGGUGGACCGACUCACGCGCCCCGGGGGGGAGUUCUACCCGCGCAUGCAGCUGACCUACUACACCCAGUUCCACCUGCACCGCCAGCUGCUGCGAGCCUCGCAAUACGCCGCAGCCAAGCGUGUGGUUCUCAAGGGCGACCUGCCCAUUGGUGUGGACAAGCGCUCCGUGGACACAUGGCGGGCGCCGCACCUCUUCCGCAUGGACAAGAGCACAGGCGCGCCGCCGGACGCCUUCUCGCCAACAGGCCAGAACUGGGGCUUCCCCACCUACGACUGGUCCGCCAUGUCCGCUGACGGCUUCGCCUGGUGGCGCAGCCGGCUGUCGCACCUGGCGCAGUAUUUCACAGCCUACCGCAUUGACCACGUGCUGGGCUUCUUCAGGAUAUGGGAGGUGCCGGGGGACUGCGUCACGGGCCUGCUGGGCUACUUCCGGCCCAGCCAGCCACUGACCAAGUCCGAGCUGGAGCAGCGCGGCGUGUGGGACACCGAGCGCCUGGUCAAGCCGCUCAUCACCGAGGCCGCCCUCAAGCAGCUGUUCGGCGAGCGGUGGGAGGUGGUGGCGGCCACCUACCUACUGGAGGACGGACCCGGCAAGUACAAGCUGCGGCCGGCCUACUCCAGCGAGUGCGCCAUUGCGGCCAUCCCGCUGCGGCCCGACUCGCCGGCCUGGCUGGUGCGGGAGGUGGAGGAGACGCGGGCGGGGCUGAUGCGGCUGCGGCAGAAUGUGGUGCUGCUGGCAGACCCCGAGGACCCGGAGGCGUUCCACCCCCGGUUCGGGCUGAUGGGCACCAGCAGCUACGCCGCGCUGCCGGCCCCCUGGCGCGCCACGCUGCGGCACAUGCACGAUGACUACUUCUACAGGCGGCAGGAGGACGUGUGGCGGACGUCGGCCAUGUCCAAACUGCCCGCACUGCAGGCCGCCACGGACAUGCUGGUGUGCGGCGAGGACCUCGGGUUCGUGCCGACCUGCGUGCCGCCCGUCAUGAAGGAGCUGGGCCUGCUGGGCCUUCGCAUCCAGCGCAUGGCCACCGAGCGCGACAAGGAGUUCAACAACCCCGCCGCCUACCCCUACCUCACAGUGGCCAGCCCCUCAUGCCACGACGUCACGCCCCUGCGCGCCUGGUUCGAGUCCGACCCGGAGCGCGCCGAGCGCUUCUACUACCACCAGCUGGGCGGCUGCGGCCCGCCGCCGCCCACCUGCGGCCCCAACGUGGUGCGGGCGGUGCUGCAGCAGCACAUCAACUGCCCCUCCAUGCUCACCAUAUUCCCGCUGCAGGACCUGAUGGCCCUGUCCUCCGAGUACGCCUCCCAGCGGCCCAGCCAAGAGGAGGUCAUCAACGACCCCACCGUGCCCAAGCACUACUGGCGCUUCCGCAUACACACGCCGCUGGAGGCGCUGCUGGCCGACUGCGACUGGUUGGCCACCAUCGCGGAGAUGCUGGUGCUGGGCGAGCGCGCCUCGCCGAUGGUGCUCAUGGCAAUGUCACUGGGCGGUCUCGCCAUCAUGGACGGUGUGGCGGGGGCGCCGGGAGGCGGCGUGGCGGGAACCAUGGCGGGCGCCGGCAGUGGAGUGCCCGUGGCGGGCCUGGUGGCGGCGGAGGGGCUGGGCGGCGGCGCGGCGGCCGUGCCGCCGCCGGCGGCCUACCUGCCGGCGUACACGCCGCCGCCGCAGGGGCAGACGCAGCCGGGGCAGUCGGGGAGCGUGUAUGUGGGUGCAGGUGGUGCGGGAGGUGGUGGAGGUGGUGGUGGUGGUGGUGGUGGGGCCGGGAGCGGGCCGGCGGCGCCGGAUGCGAACGGCCGCGCGCCGCCGCCCAUGACGCCGCCCUCGCCUGUGCCGGUGCAGUGAGACGGAGGCGGUGGAGGCGGCAGAGGCGGCGGCUGGUGGGUGCGGUGUGGGGCGGGGACUGGAAGAUUGGAUUAGGAAUUGUGUGCAUGUGACGAGGGGAUGGAGGAGGGGAAGGCGAUGGAGGAGGGGGAGGAGGAGGGGGCCUGCUGCACUGCACUGCAGAUUUCUUUGAAAAAACAUGUCGUAGGUAAAACGUGGCUAACACACGCAGGACGGAAAGGGGCAAAGGCCGCGCCAGGCGUAGGGCAGGUCGGAAACGGCUCUGGCUAGCGGCCUAGCAUCCGGCUCUUGCCGGUUGGCAGUUUUGGAGGAGUGCAGGAGGGGCACGAGUGGCGCGAUGCGCACGCGCGGAGGGCACUUUGCGUGUGGGAGCCGGCUGGGUGGAAAGUGUGGAGGCCGGUGCCGGCACUCGUGCCGGCACCGGCCUCCACACCUGCGGUUGCGGUGCGGACGGAAGUAAGUAAGUGAUGGGAGCGGAGGAGGAAACAGGCUGCGUGGCGCAAUUUGUGAGGACGUGCCGCGGUGGUGACGUGGGCACAUGGUCAAUUGGGAUUUGCCUGAACCACCUGCAGGCAAGUCGGCGGUGUUCAUGGUCUGCGAGCCCAUUGCGUCGUAGAACGGCGAGGGGGCGUGGUGGGUGUCGUGGGCGACCUGUGAGGCGGCGUGAGGCGGUGAGGAGAUCGGGCUCAUUGCCGCUCAGCCGUCAGGUUUGUUUGGGGGUUAAGCUGUUGUCUGUCCUGUUUGUUUGUUAGGUCAGUCGAAGAGUUUGAAAGAAGCACGCGUCUUUGUGCAGGUCGUGGUAUCGCUGCAUUCGCUAGCGUUCAGUAUGUGCCGGCCAGUCCGCUGUGGCUGAUACGAGCACGGUAGCUGGGCCGGCGUGCGACCGGAGUCCCUGCCGCCGGUUGCUCCACACUAUACUAUUCAUUUUUGAUCCCGUUCAUAGGUAGAGACUUCGUUUCGUGGUUUCAGAUAUUGUGCCUAAAACGGCAUUGUGCGGGGGAGGGUCGCGUGCUGCUGGCUUGUAGGCUGCAGCAGCAGUUGGGUUGCACAGGGCGGCGGUGUGCUGACGAGGAUGACAUUGGCGCGCCCGAGGCGGGACGUGUACCGCACCCGGUGUAAAGGAGAGGGGAUGCCGUGCCCGAUCCGAGGUGGCGUACUGGCGCGUGUUCACACAUGUGCACUCGUGUCCUUUCAGGCCGUCUGUGUCAGUACGGUAUCCGGGGCGCAGUCGCAGCAUGGAAAGGGGGGGGACACAAACGCAGCGAGCUAGGGAAUCAACCGGUUGCGAGGAGGAGCCAUCUUUCUUGUCCCAGGCUGCCCUCCCUUGAUCCCUUGGCCUUGAUUGGCCCCCGCCGUGAUGGGUACCAGGAGGCGUGGCGCGAGUAAGGCCCGGCCAUACAGGUGUCCCGGACUUCCGGAAUUGCGGUAUGGAGGGCGCGCGAAGGGCGAGACUCUGUGCGCGUGCUGAGGCGAUUCCCUGGGAGACGUGGCAGUACAGCCGACUGAAAUGGCCCACACCCAAGCAAGCUGCGCUGCCUGCACUCCCUGCAGGUGCCAGUGAGACUUUUCAAGGCCAGCCAUCUGGAUCCAACACGCUGAGCGUGCCGUACAUGCGCCAUUCGCGGCCUUCAAACCAAGGGGCACGCUGGAUCCAAGGAGACACGUGACACGUCGCCGUUACAGUGUCCGCACGGUGUGCGGUUCAGACACCCGCGUUCAGGCAGGCGCCGCCAAUCGCCGCGACAGGGCUGUUGCGGUCCAACGCUAAGGCCCCUGCUUCACCGGUAUCCAGUGCUCGUAUCUUCCAUCUUUUCGACAGAAAUUUGCCCCAAAACGCCUCCGGCGGAAGAAAAAUUUUGAUUCCUGUGGCCAAAAAUCUGUGGAAAUGCUUCAGGUUUGGAGGGGUCUUUCUGAGAUUCGCAGUAGACAUUUUAGGGCGUUUCUGUCACUUGUCCGGGCCCAAGGCAAGGGUGACUCAGGAAACUCUAUUUACGGCCGUUUCCUGCUGGCACCAUGGGGGCACACCAAGAUAGGGCAGCCUUCUACUAGGGGAGUCAUUCCGUGGGUGGGUGAGCGUGCUGAGCGUGAGGGAGGGCGCUGGGGUUUGGCGUGGGGAUGGGCCACGUUUUGCCAUGGAGCCAUAGAGCCGGUGCUUUUUCAGCAACGAGGGUCGGUUGCCCCCGCACGCUGUAACAGGGGCACAUC